CACAAGGUCGUUUACUAAUGGGAAACCAAGAAAAAGAAAAGCCACCUCAGCCGGCACAAGCCUCUCUAACUUGUGUGCCCUGAGGCUCAUCAGAUGCGAAGACCUGGCGGCAAGAUAGGGUGGUCCGCAGUGGCUUCCUAAAGCGCAGAUCCAGGCCAGCUCCCAGCGUGGAAUCCGACCCAUGUACUUCGUCUCUCCACGUGGCAUCAGAUGCUCUGCUGGCUGUCACCGUGAACUCCAGCCCUCGCGGAGCGGACAGUGACCUGGCUGCUUCAGAGUUCGGAGGGGAAUAGCGUCUCCGUACCCUCGUCCCACCUGGGCUGCUCCUCGGACCGCCGCUCGUCCCAGACUCCAGGAGGCGCCACCAAGCCUCGCCAACCCCGCUCCCUAUCUCCGGGAGCCCUCAGCGGGUCAGCCGCGGCGACCGGAAGCUCCGGGCAGAGGUGCUGGUUCCGCCAGCAGCUCUUCCAGCCGAAACUCGGCCGCGGCGGUCGGAGCGGCUGCUACGCCGCACCUGCCCGCGAGAGGGCGCGCUGGGCCCAGGCCGCAGCCGACUGCCGCGCUCUCUGCCCCCGCCCUCCGUCGUCCCCAGACUGCGCUCACCUGUCUGGGCCGCUGGCCCAGGAGGCGGGGGCCGGCGGGAGCCAAGCCGAGGAAAGGGCGGAGCGGCUCUCCGGGCGCGUCAUCGGAGCACCAUGGCGGAGCUAGGAGGUGGCGGCGACGGCCACAGGGGCGGCGACGGCGCAGUACGGAGCGAAACAGCACCCGACAGCUAUAAAGUGCAAGAUAAGAAAAAUGCCUCCAACCGCCCUGCCUCUGCAAUUUCAGGACAAAAUAACCACCACUCAGGAAAUAAACCAGACCCUCCGCCUGUGUUACGUGUUGAUGACCGGCAGCGGCUGGCCCGGGAGCGACGUGAGGAACGGGAGAAACAGCUAGCUGCAAGAGAAAUAGUGUGGUUAGAAAGAGAAGAGCGAGCGAGGCAGCACUACGAGAAGCACCUAGAAGAGCGGAAGAAGAAGUUGGAGGAGCAGAGGCAGAAGGAGGAGCGGAGGAGGGCUGCAGUGGAGGAGAAGCGGAGGCAGAGACUUGAGGAGGACAAAGAACGCCAUGAAGCUGUUGUACGGCGCACAAUGGAAAGGAGCCAGAAGCCAAAACAGAAGCAUAACCGUUGGUCGUGGGGAGGCUCUCUCCAUGGGAGCCCUAGCAUCCACAGUGCAGAUCCAGACAGGCGGUCAGUUUCCACCAUGAAUCUUUCGAAACAUGUUGAUCCCGUCAUUAGCAAGCGGCUCUCCUCCUCAUCUGCAACUUUACUAAAUUCUCCAGAUAGAGCUCGCCGUCUGCAGCUCAGCCCAUGGGAGAGCAGCGUUGUUAACAGACUCCUGACGCCCACACAUUCGUUCCUGGCCAGAAGUAAAAGCACAGCUGCCUUGUCUGGAGAAGCAGCAUCUUGCAGCCCCAUCAUCAUACCCUACAAAGCUGCACACUCUAGAAAUUCGAUGGAUCGACCAAAACUCUUUGUAACACCACCUGAGGGCUCUUCUCGCAGGAGGACCAUUCAUGGCAUAGCGGGCUAUAAAAAAGAAAGAGAGAGAGAAAAUGUACCCUUCCUCACAUCUGGCACCCGAAGGGCUAUAUCUCCAUCUAAUCCCAAAGCAAGACCGCCAGCUCCCUCCCGACUUUGGCUUCCAUCCAAGUCUCUUCCUCAUUUGCCUGGCACACCCAGACCGACAUCCUCCUUGCCACACGGCUCAGUCAAAGCUGCUCCUGCUCAGGUCCGGCCCCCAUCCCCCGGCAACAUCCGCCCUGUCAAGAGGGAAGUCAGAGUGGAGCCUGAGAAAAAAGACCCUGAGAAGGAACCUCAGAAAGUUGCCAAUGAGCCCUCACUAAAGGGAAGAGCACCUUUAGUGAAGGUAGAAGAAGCCACAGUUGAAGAGGGGAAACCUGCUGAACCAGAAGCUGGCCCUGCUGCUCCAGCCACGGCCCCAGUUCCAGUCACGGCCCCAACUCCAGCCUCAGCCCCAGCUCCAGCCCCGGUCCCCACCCCAGCCAUGGUCUCAGCCCCAUCAUCCACUGUGAUUGCCAGUGCUUCUCCUAAGACUUCUGCAGGCACCACCAACCCAGAGGAGGCCACAAGGCUGCUAGCUGAGAAGAGGCGGCUGGCCCGAGAGCAGAGAGAAAAGGAAGAAAGGGAGAGGAGGGAGCAAGAAGAACUUGAAAGACAAAAGAGAGAGGAAUUGGCUCAACGGGUGGCUGAAGAGAGGACUCGCCGUGAGGAGGAGUCGCGCCGGCUGGAAGCCGAGCAGGCCCGGGAGAAGGAGGAGCUGCUGCUGCGGCAGACGGAGGAGCGGGCGCUGCGCGAGCGGGAGGAGGCGGAGCGCGCCCAGAGGCAGAAAGAAGAAGAAGCUCGCGUUCGUGAAGAAGCAGAGAGAGCCCGGCAAGAACGAGAGAAGCAUUUCCAGAGAGAAGAGCUGGAGCGCCUGGAGAGAAAGAAGCGACUUGAGGAGAUUAUGAAAAGAACCAGGAGGACAGAAGCUACAGAUAAGAAAACCAGUGAUCAGAGAAACGGCGAUAUAGCCAAGGGAACUCUCACUGGAGGAACAGAGGUAUCUGCACUUCCAUGUACGACAAACGCUCCGGGAAAUGGAGAGCCAGUAGGCAGCCCACAUGUGGUUACCUCACACCAAUCAAAAGUGACAGUGGAGAGCACUCCCGAUUUGGAAAAACAACCAAAUGAAAAUGGAGUAUCUGUUCAGAAUGAAAAUUUUGAAGAAAUUAUAAACUUACCCAUUGGAUCUAAACCAUCCAAAGUAGAUGUCACCAAUAGUGAGAGCCCAGAAAUUCCUUUGAAUCCAAUUUUGGCCUUUGAUGAUGAAGGGCCACUUGGGCCCCUGCCUCAGGUGGAUGGUGUUCAGACACAACAGACUGCAGAAGUUAUAUGAGUAUUUCUUCUGAAGAACCAAAGCUGAAAUUUAAUGAGAAUUUCUACAAUUAAUGGAAUUCCUUUCAUGCUAUAAAGGAGCAUCCCCUCCGCCAGUUUUCUAAAGAGUUCUUGACCAUCAUUUUGAAAAGAUUUAUUAAAACUAGCUAAAGACAGCAGACUGGAUAGCUUUUCUAAUCAUUUUCAUCAAUAGGAAAAAAGAAAUACGUCUCAUUCUUCAAUACUUUAAAAUGGCUUUUUCCAGUGUGCUCCUUCUUAGCAAUCAAUAUUUUUCUGCAUUCUUUAAAAGACAAGAGAAUUUGGUUAUAAAAGAAAUGGGCUGACUAGGCAUGUUUUUUUGGUCUUAAAAGCUUAACAUGUAAAAUUGGCAAAAAAAUUUUUACCUUUUAUAAUACUUGAAAAAUAAGUACCUCUUUGCUCUACAAGUAGAAUGAAUAGGGGAAGAGUUUAAACCUGUUUAAAUAUUAUUUCAAAGAGCUCUAUUUGUAGAAGCAAAUUAUAGGCAGAUUACCAGGUUCUUAUAAAUACAACUUGUACAUGGACAUUCUGCAAACCCAGCUGUCACGUUUUUCUUGCAACUCCUUUUGCAAAAGCAGACUGAAAUGUUUUAAAAUGUGAAAAAGCAUUAUUUUUUCAAAGCAAGAAAAUAAUUUACUGCCCUCUUACAUAAUGUAUUUAUAAAGUUUUUCCAGAUAAAUUAAUCAAAUCAAUUAGAACAAUGUGACAACAUUACAAAUUUAAUUUGUUAGCUGCAUUCCUUCUGAUGUUACCACGAGAGAAUGUUACUGAUGAUUCAGGGCUAUUUCUGAAGUCUGUAUGUUGCUGCUGUCCCCAGUGAUGGUGGACUUAUCUUUGCCUUACCUGAUCACAAAUUAUGUUGCGGAAAAUAAAGAUUUAAUAUUUCUUUAAAUAGAAAAAGAAUUUGGUUUUGCUCGUUUAAGAGCAAUGAGAAAAUGAUGGAGUGUUGACUGUGUUUGGCACACAGGACACGGACCUUCAUGGAAGUCCUUGCUCUGUGUGGCAUCUGCCAGCUUUUCACCUUUCAUUCUUCUUCUUCACUUUUGCUGCUGAGCCUAGCUGUACAAACUUGCACUUUCAUUUGCUAAUAUAAAUUCAAUGUUAUUUUACCAUUUUAGAGACUACUAAUGAUUAAAUGUAGAAGGAGAGGGUGCACAUGUUUUUAUGUGGAGUGUUAAAAAAGAUAAAUUUAUACCACAGUAACGUGCAGCUUUUCUGAAGAGAGAAAUUGGUUAAACUGCUAGGUUGAAUGACAGACUUCAUCUAUUGGACUAUUUGUUUUAAUCCAGGCAUAUGGUCUUUAGUAACAGCUUUUAAUUUGUUAAAACAUUAAUUUGAGGGUUUUGCCUAUUUUCAGUUGUCCAUGUACACAGUCAUUAUAUUAAAAAAGAAAUCUGUUCAACAAAGUUGUUUCAUUUGUUUAAAUCAACAUAGCAUGAAACACCAAAUAAAAUGUUUGACAUAGUUUUA
Messenger RNA from Rhinopithecus roxellana (golden snub-nosed monkey), 4429 nucleotides. It is a transcript of the gene MAP7, whose product is annotated as microtubule associated protein 7. The transcript has 18 exons. Bases 696 to 2942 code for a protein of 748 amino acids. Gene Ontology annotation, biological process: microtubule cytoskeleton organization. Lineage: Eukaryota; Metazoa; Chordata; Mammalia; Primates; Cercopithecidae. Gene Ontology annotation, cellular component: microtubule cytoskeleton. The record is from RefSeq and is a predicted model, not a curated record.